UGGAGGUUCCAAUUAAUUCUUUGCAGGAGAAAGACACUCACUGUCAGAUAAAAUAAAUCCAUCUAUAUUGCCAGUUUCAUAGAACAUAGUUUCUGCUAUUAACAGCUAGUACUUCAGGUCACAAUGUGCUUUAAGGGAAAGGAUUCUGGUUCUGGCACUGAAGUUAAUGCCAUCAUUGUCGCAUAGUGGAUAUAGACUGUUGGACUUGAAGUCAUAACAAAAGUUCAGAUCCUGCCUCUGAGGCUAUCUUCUGUACUUCCUGCCGAUGGCUGAAGGAGGGAAGAGAGUCCCAAAAGCUGGUGCUGGUGGUGGUAUUUGUGGCACUCCUGCUGGACAACAUGUUACUGACUGUGUGCCCAUCGUUCCUACCUUCCUUUAUGCAACUGAAUUCAAAGGCGCCAGUGUAUCAGAGACUUUGCCCUUUGGCAGCAGUGCCCCAGGGAUUCUCCACAAUGCCGACUUUUCUUCCAUCUUCUCCUACUUUGAUAAUACUACAAUGGUGGUUAAAGGAAGCAAACACUCAGAAAAUGAAUGGAUGAAUGGUACCUUUAGCACCCUAUCUCCACAAGGCAUUGGACCCAGCUCGGCACCUAGGAACAAUUGUCUGCAAGGUACUGAGUUCCUGGAGGAGGAAAAUCUACGAGUUGGACUUCUGUUUGCCUCAAAGGCUAUAAUGCAGCUUCUGAUCAACCCCUUUGUGGGGCUCCUCACAAACAGGAUUGGCUAUCACAUCCCAAUGUUUGCUGGCUUUGUCAUCAUGUUUCUCUCUACAGUCAUGUUUGCUUUUUCAGGCACCUACACUCUUCUUUUCUUGGCCCGAACCCUUCAAGGUAUUGGAUCCUCUUUUUCAUCAGUUGCAGGACUUGGGAUGCUGGCCAGUGUAUACACAGAUGAUUAUGAGAGAGGGAGUGCUAUGGGCAUUGCCCUGGGUGGUCUGGCUUUGGGGGUGUUAGUGGGGGCUCCCUUUGGAAGCCUGAUGUAUGAGUUUGUUGGCAAACCUGCUCCCUUCCUUAUUCUGGCAUUGCUGGCCUUGAUGGAUGGAGCUCUACAACUCUGUAUUCUACAGCCCUCCAAGAUCUGCCCCGAGAGUUCCAAAGGCACUCCCAUCUUAACUCUUCUGAGAGACCCUUACAUCCUGGUGGCUGCAGGUUCCCUCUGCUUUGCCAACAUGGGAGUGGCCAUACUGGAGCCUACACUGCCUAUAUGGAUGAUGCAGACCAUGUGUUCCCCCAAGUGGCAACUGGGUCUAGCCUUCCUGCCUGCCAGUGUGUCCUAUCUCAUUGGCACCAACCUCUUUGGCGUAUUGGCCAACAAGAUGGGUCGAUGGCUCUGUUCUUUGAUUGGGAUGUUGGUAGUAGGUACCAGCCUGCUCUGUGUUCCUCUUGCUCAGAAUAUUUUUGGUCUCAUUGGUCCCAAUGGGGGACUAGGCUUUGCUAUUGGCAUGGUUGACUCUUCCAUGAUGCCCAUCAUGGCACACCUGGUGGACCUUCGCCACACAUCUGUGUAUGGGAGUGUCUAUGCCAUCGCUGAUGUGGCUUUCUGCAUGGGAUUUGCUAUUGGUCCAUCUACUGGGGGUGCUAUUGUCCAUGCUAUUGGUUUUCCCUGGCUCAUGGUCAUCAUUGGAGUCAUCAACAUUGCCUAUGCUCCACUCUGCUACUACCUUCGAAGCCCCCCCGCCAAGGCAGAAAAGACCGCAAUUUUGAACCAGGAAUGCCCAAUGGAGACUAAGAUCCAUGGAAUGCAGAAGUCCCAAAGGAAUUUCCUCUAAGUGAUGGCAGUGAAGAGGAAGCAGAAAGUGAAGAAUAGUGGGAGAAAAGGAGGCUCCUGCUUUGGUGGGCAUUGCUCCAUUAUUGAUGUCUCUCUCUCUUCUCCUUUCCCUGAAAAGUCCAAUCUUGAAAGAUACAGAACAAAAUGCCUUCUAGAUACUCUGUCCAGGACUCUUCUUUCCUUUCUAUCCCCACCUGGGAAGAAAAAAAAAAUUGAGACCUAUGGGUUGUAUUAAGCCAAUUGCCUUUUUCCUCCAGAUACUUUGCUUGACCCAUCCUUCUAGUUAAGGGGUAGAGAGGUGAUUACUACCUUAUAAGGCUAUUAUGAAGCUGAUUAAUAUAAGCAAUGUCAUCCAUUGCUAAAGAUUGUUGGAGGAGGGUGCAGGGAGAGCACUAAUCAUAAGGAGGUACCCAGAGAGCACAGUGGGCCUCUGUUCUUUUUGUGUUCCCAACCGACACUGGACCUGACUGCUUUUCAUAUGUAGCACGUUGCAGUUGUGCUCUGGUCAUUGACAUGAUGGAACCCAGGUACAUUAAUUUGUUUUUAAGGGGUUGUAAGAGGUUUGUUACAAAAUCUCUCUAGCUCAAGAAAAACCCCAGGAACAUUGAUAUCUAGCUGUUUUACUCCAAAAGGGCCUCAGUUUCCUGGCAAGCAUUCAGGAUAAGAAGGCAUUGGAUACAGGACAGGUUUUAUUUAAUGCAAUCCAAAAAACACAUAAUAGCUCAUACUGGAGCACUGCAUCUGGCUACUUACUAUCAUUGUGAGCAAGUUAUUUCUCUCCCUGGGCCUGAAUCCUUUCUUCUGUAAAAUGAAGGAGUUGGACUAGAUGACCUCUAAGGUCUUUACAAUUCCAUCCUAAGACUUUAGGAUCCCAGGGACAUGUUAAAUCUUAUCUUAUCACCCCUGAGUUGAUCCCUAGGGUUGUAGGAGCUUGGAAAUUGGGAAUUUGAGUUAAAGCUAUAACAAAGACUUUGUUCUGGGGCAGUUCACAAAGAGAAUUCACACAUUGUCCAGGGGCACAAGGAGGUAAAAGGGGCUGCCCACUGUGCUCACCGCCAUGUAAUUCAGGGGCACUCCCUAUGUGCUGCCUUCCUUUCUAGUCUUUGGAGGCACUUGGUUUUCUCAUUUAAUAGGCUCCCAUCUGGCCUUUUCUGGCGGGGUGGAGAAGGCUGCUCAUGGAUCUUACUGUCUGUUUCAUAAUAAUAAUAAUAAUUAAUAUAGUACCAUCUAUGUGCCAGGCACCAUGCUAAGCACUUUACAAAUAUUAUAUCCUCGUCAUGAAUCUGCUGUUUCUGAACUUAUGGUUGUAAAAUAGAUUUCACCACCAAGCAAAUAACAUUACCCUAGAGCCCUUAAAGCUCAAACCCCUUAUGUUUUCACUGUUUUCAUUGAAAAUAGAGGAUUUAGAGUUGGACAGGACCUUAACAAUCACCUUGUUAAAACUCAUUUUACUAAGAAGAGGCUCAUUUUACCAAGACUCAUUUUACCAAGAAGAGUGACUUGCCCAAGGUCACAUAAGUAGUAAGUAGAUGCUGGGAUGAGUAUCUAAAGCUUUUGGCUUCAAAUCUGUAGCUCUUUCCGUUAGACAAUGUUUGUUCCUUGUUCUUACUUUGCCCCAGAAUUUGAUAUGCUAGAAGUCUUAACUUUAAGUAUCUCAAGAAGUGAAAAAAAGGAUACCCAGAAAUCCACACAGGAGCAAUACAAUUUGUGAUGAGAAAUUUUUCAUACUUGUUAAUGAAAAAUUAAAGGUGAGAUUAAUAAAAUUCAGUGUAAGAAAACUGUUGAAUUAAUAAAUAAAGCAAGGAGUUGGUUUUAUAAGAUAAAAACCAAUAAAGUAGAUAAAACAUUGGCUAAUAUGAUUUAAAAAGAGAGAGAAAACCCAAAUCACUAUUAUUAAAAAUGGAAAAAAGUGAGUAUA
Phascolarctos cinereus (koala) is the source of this 3685-nucleotide messenger RNA. The record is from RefSeq and is a predicted model, not a curated record. NCBI's taxonomy places the organism in Eukaryota, Metazoa, Chordata, Mammalia, Diprotodontia, Phascolarctidae.